AUGUCGCUUCGUCCGAAAAAAAUAAAUUUCGAUAAACUUUUUACGGAAUUCGAAAGUGAUCUCGAGAAAAUAUAUAAUUUCUCAGGAUUAGAUCGUGUUUCUGGCAUGAACAUGUUCCAAUCAGUAUAUGACAUGUGUACAGCAACACCAAAACCAUAUACCGAAAAACUCUUUUGCUCGAUUGCAUAUUUUUUGGAAGAAUAUACUAUGCGAAAGAAGAGAAAUAUACUGGAUCGUGACGACAUUAUCAAAGCGUACGCCGAAGAAUGGAACCGCUAUAGUCAAGCUAGCAUUUAUAUAAGUCGUAUCUGUGACUACCUUAAUAGGAUCAUGUUAAAAAAUAAGGAUACCGGCGGUAUCCCGGCAUCAGAGAGGCGUAAAACGGUGGGAGAUGGGAAAUAUAGAAGGCAGACUAUACAAGCGCUAGCCUAUUUAGUAUGGAAAGAACGCGUCGUUGAUUUCAUCAAGAUUCGCCUUAUGUAUCAAAUAUUUGAAAUGAUUAGACGAGAUCGGGAUGGUGAAGGUGACGUUCCCGGUGUUGUGACCGAGGCAAUUCAGUCAUUAGGCAUAUUAAACUCACUUACAGAUCACCCUUUACGUUUAUACAUUGAAGAAUUUGAGAUACCCUAUUUGAAACAUACUAAGCAAUACUAUGAGCGUGAAGCGAUUAUCACAAUUUCUAGUGCCACAAUAUCAGAAUAUAUGGAAAAAGCAUGUCAAAGAUUAAAGCAAGAAACAGCGCGAAAUAGCAAAUACUGCCAUGUUUCAUCUCAUGACACUAUGAUAAAAGAAUGCGAAAAACAAUACGUGGCUGUACAUCAAUCAAGAAUUCAUAAUGAAUUUGAGGCUAUGAUAUCAAAUGAACGUUACAACGAUUGUUCUAUGGCUUAUUAUCUCUUAUCUCGUAUUACGGAUGGCGUCAAUCCGCUACUUGAAACUUUUGAGCGAUACAUUACCCAAAUUGGCAAAGACUUGAUAUCCAGGAAACUUAGUAAUCAACUAGUAACAACUAAAAACGAAUUAGAGUCGAGUCAAAAGGAAGAAAGAAAAAAACCAAAUAAAAUUGAUGCUAUUAAUGAUUUAAUUCAGCAACUUACUACUUUGAAAAUCGAAAAUAAAAUUGAUGAUUUAGAUAAUUUAGUUCAAAAAUUUAAUGCUCUGAAAAUCGAAGGUGGUAACAAAGGCUUAAUAUCCAAGAAGCUUAGUCAAUUAAUAACAACUAAAAAAGAAUUAGAGUUAAGUCAAAAGGAAGAGAGAAGAAAACAAGAUGAAAUUAAUGACUUGACUCCAGGAAUUACUACCGUGGAAAUCGAUGUUGACGACAAAGACUCUGAAACAAAGAAGUCUGACGAAAUCAAUGGCUUCACUCAAAAGUUUGCUACUUUGAAAAUCGAAGACGACAACAAAGAUUCAGAAAUAAGAAAACAAAAAGAUAAAACCGAUGGGUUGAAAAAAUCCUACGAGAAACUAAUUGAUGAUUUAAUUCAACAACUGAAGAUCGAAGACGGUAACAAAGACUCAGAAACAAGAAAACAGAAAGAAAAAAUUGAUGAAUUGAAAAAAUCCCAAGAGGAUAGGAUGGGUACCGGAACAUUGAAGGAUCCACGAGAUUACGUUGAACCACUGAUGAGUCUCCAUUCCAAAUACAUGAAUGUGUGUCAAAAAGUAUUCUCAAGUGAUCCGGCAUUUAUUGCUGCUGUGGAUAAAGCAUUCCGUAGAAUCGAAAAUGAUCCGUCGAUGAAUACAGCAGCGCCCGAAGUGCUUGCUCGUUAUUGUGACGUGCUUUUGAAGAAAAAUCAAAAGAGUGGCAUAAGCGAGCAAGAUAUCGAGGAUAAAAUGAAUAACAUGGUGGACGAUAAGGAUGUGUACCAAAAGUUUUACUCGAGGUUACUUGCAAAGCGUCUUAUCUAUGGCAGUUCCGUGUCAGACGAAGCAGAGGCAAAUAUGAUAUCGAGACUUAAGACUAUUUGCGGUGUCGAAUAUACAAGUAAAUUACAACGAAUGUUUACAGAUAUAACUGUGAGCGCAGAUAUAAAUAGUAGCUUUAGCGAAUAUUUAAAGGCAAAACCCUUAAAUCUGGGAGUCGAUUUUACCAUAUUGGUGUUGACAGCUGGUGCGUGGCCAUUGACACAAGUAUCAACUACUGAUUUCCAAUUACCCUUAGAGCUGGAAAAGAGUGUCUCAUAUUUCGAGUCAUUUUAUAAUGAGCAUCACAGCGGCAGAAAAUUAACAUGGUUAUGGCACUUAUCAAAAGCUGAUGUCAAAUUAGGAUAUCUUGACAAACGUUACGAAUUUUCAGUAUCACUCUACCAACUUGGUGUUCUAUUAUUAUUUAAUGCUGUUGACAUGUUGACAUUCAAAGAAAUUAGUGAACACACACGCCUAAAUGAACAGGAACUAAAAAGGGUCCUGAAGCCGUUGAUUGACUUAGCCGCACUUAUAAUAACACCGACCGGCUCACUUAAAGAGUCAACCGAGAUCAAAUUGAACAUGGAAUUCUCAAAUAAACGCACAAAGAUCAAAAUUAGCUCGUCACUUCAAUCAGAUUCCCCGCAAGAAAAUGAUGCAACACGGCGAGCUGUAGAUGAGGAUCGAAAAUUAUAUCUUCAGGCAUCCAUUGUGCGUGUAAUGAAAUCACGACAAAUGUUGGUACACAACAGACUUGUACAAGAAGUAAUCGAUCAAGCAAAGUCUCGGUUUACACCAAGCGUUCCAAUGAUUAAAAAGUGCAUUGAACAAUUGUUGGAUAAACAGUAUAUUAAGCGAAGUGUUGAGAAUAGGGAUAAAUAUGUGUAUAUAGCUUAA
Ambispora leptoticha is the source of this 2805-nucleotide messenger RNA. NCBI's taxonomy places the organism in Eukaryota, Fungi, Glomeromycota, Glomeromycetes, Archaeosporales, Ambisporaceae. The record is from the annotation of a GenBank genome assembly.